Molecule: messenger RNA, 1269 nt
Organism: Phaeoacremonium minimum UCRPA7
Lineage: Eukaryota; Fungi; Ascomycota; Sordariomycetes; Togniniales; Togniniaceae
Product: putative glycine cleavage system t protein
Exons: 1
Coding region: 1-1269 (422 amino acids)
Biological process (GO): glycine catabolic process
Cellular component (GO): mitochondrion
Molecular function (GO): aminomethyltransferase activity; protein binding
Source: RefSeq, a predicted model, not a curated record
AUGCACCGCCAGCUGCGUCCGACAUGGCUCGCGCUGGCAGCGAGUCCCGCCGCCUCCAGAUCCUACGCCUCCGCUCCCUCCGACUCACAGGGUGAGCUCCAGAAGACGCCGCUCUACGACCUCCACCUCGCCCAUGGCGGCAAGAUGGUCCCCUUCGGCGGCUUUCACAUGCCCGUGCAGUACUCGUCACUGUCCGUCAGCGCCUCCCACAACUUCACCCGCGAGAAGGCCUCCCUCUUCGAUGUCAGCCACAUGGUCCAGCGCAUCUUCCGCGGAGACGGCGCCGCGGACUUCCUGCAGAAGGUCACUCCGUCCGACGCCAAGGGCCUAGGUCAGCACCGCAGCACGCUGAGCACACUCCUUCACCCCAAGACGGGAGGAAUCGUGGACGAUACAAUCAUCACCAAGCUGGCCGAUGACACGUUCUACGUGGUCACGAACGCGGCGUGCAGGGAGAAGGACGAUGCGUACUUCGAGAAGGAGCUUAGCGGUGUGGACAAUGUGACCCACGAGAAGCUCGAGGGCUGGGGCCUGGUCGCGCUCCAGGGCCCAUUGAGCGCUGAGAUCCUGAACGAAAUCCUCGCUGAGCCUGACAAGGUGGACCUGAAGCAGCUGUACUUUGGUUCCUCGAUUUACGGGAUGGCCAAGCUUCAAGACAACAAGCUGUCUAGCCCUAUUUUAAUCAGCAGAGGUGGGUACACUGGCGAGGAUGGCUUCGAGAUUUCCAUCCGGCCGGAGGAGGCCGUUGCCGUGACCGAGGCCCUUCUGGCUGCGGGGCCGGAGAAACUACAGUUCGCCGGACUGGGAGCUCGUGACAGCUUGAGACUGGAGGCAGGCAUGUGCUUGUACGGCCAUGACCUGGAUGACACAACGACGCCCGUCGAGGCUGCUCUGAGCUGGGUUAUUCCCAAGGAGAGGAGGACGAGCGGAGGCUUCCACGGUGCUGAAGUCAUCACGAAGCAGCUCGUACCCAAGACCAAGGGUGGUCUUGGCGUUGAGCGCAGGCGCAUUGGUCUUGUUGUCGAAGGAGCACCGGCCAGAGAGGGCGCCGAGAUUGUGAGCAAGGAGGGCGAGAAGAUUGGUACCGUAACGAGUGGGUGCCCGAGCCCGACGCUGGGCAAGAACAUUGCCAUGGGAUAUAUCAAAGAUGGUUUCCACAAGUCAGGCACUGAGGUGGACGUUGUUGUUCGGGGCCGCAACAGGAAAGCCACUGUGACAAAGAUGCCGUUUGUGCCGACAAAGUACUGGAAAGGCGCCGCGCCUGCGUAG